CGACCGACCCGGAGCUAUUUCGACGGGUCCCGACCGAAAAAUCCCUCUCGCGCGCUCGUAUUUCAAAGUACCAUGAAUCACCAACACGCCCAAUCAGCCAUAUUUAUUGGUGUUCUAGCAGCACGUCGCAAAUGUCAACUAAGCGCAACAAACUGGCUCCUACCCUGGCUCUUCUAGUUUCUUGUUCGCCCGCACGACAGCAUCUGGAGCAAAGCUCAAAGGCCAGAAGCGUGGCAAAAUCGAAGUUACUGCGGUUUUACUGCAGCCUCCGCCGUCGUUCAGCAACACGAACAAGGCCUUGCGAAAACAAGCUAGUGGAAAAUGGCUUCAAGGCUGCAUAACAUUUAACUUAACAUUUUCACUAUUUCAUUUUGGCUGUUUUCGGCCUUGGCAAAAGAAGUGCCAAAAUAUUCCUGAGCAACUUGGCAGAAUUCACUGGCCUUACAAUGUUCCCAGGCUAUUGUUGUGCUGCUGCUUGAUGUUGUUCCUGUUUGCCAUUAUUUUCAGGCAUGGCGGAGCUUGUCGUCUUUGCCACAUUCGUCCCCGCUGCAAUUGCUUGGAACGGCGACAUCCAUGCGUUCCUGCAGAACAUGGCUGAUCUCACAGGCGUGGCCUUCGAAUGGGCAGGCCAGGAGAGUAUACUGGCCGAAGUAUCGAAUGAGAUGAACUUCAACGCUUUUUUCCACGACAUCAUCCCUGCGGCUGGGCACAUUGUCGCACAGGUGGUCGACAACCCCAUAGACAAGGAUUAUGGCAACCACCAGCAAAGCUGGGUCGUCGGGCGGGACAAAGAAGCUAAAGGAAUACAUCAAAGCGAAUUAUCAAUGGAACGAAGGAAAGGCGGAGCAACUCCACCAAAAAAUCGCCCCUCAUGGAAUGACGCUAAGAGAAAGGAACGGCCACAAAUUCUUGGUUGAGCUGAAGGAUUUUGAUGCUGCCCAAAACCUUGUUCGAGAUCAUGCCCCAGUCGGCACCGUCCAUCAUAGUUAGCAAGAGUUACAUCGAAAUCAAGUGCACAUACAUGUCCACCGAUGUGACCAGCAUCAGCAUGUUAGGGUCACACUGCAUGUGCAUCUGGACUUUCUGCCCUGGGCGCACAAGCUCCUCCAUUGGCUCGUGGACACGAUCAUUGAAAUUUGUACAUAGCGUGUUGUGUAAAAUAAACAGUGACAGCAGGCCUGGUGACAGCAGUGUGGUUGGCUAGAACCAAUCGAUGUCAUUCAUCUCCUCGUCCGACCUGUCCGGAGCAUGGCGAUGGCGUAGCAGUAGCGACGAGA
Molecule: messenger RNA, 1277 nt
Organism: Rhipicephalus sanguineus (brown dog tick)
Lineage: Eukaryota; Metazoa; Arthropoda; Arachnida; Ixodida; Ixodidae
Exons: 6
Coding region: 510-917 (135 amino acids)
Source: RefSeq, a predicted model, not a curated record